This is a messenger RNA of Homalodisca vitripennis (glassy-winged sharpshooter), 576 nucleotides long. RefSeq names its product ubiquitin-like protein 5 (gene ubl). Gene Ontology annotation, biological process: mRNA splicing, via spliceosome; protein modification process. The record is from RefSeq and is a predicted model, not a curated record. The transcript has 3 exons. Gene Ontology annotation, cellular component: nucleus; cytoplasm. NCBI's taxonomy places the organism in Eukaryota, Metazoa, Arthropoda, Insecta, Hemiptera, Cicadellidae. Bases 249 to 470 code for a protein of 73 amino acids. Gene Ontology annotation, molecular function: protein binding; protein tag activity.
UAGAAAAAAAGUCAAGUGCUACUGCUAGUUGUAUUCGAAUUGUGAAGUUUUGUAAAUGUCACAGUAAUAGAAUACGAAUUGUUUUUCUAUAUUAGGUUAUAAAAUAUCGAUAGAUUUAUAUUUAGUAUAUAAUGGUACACCUGAUAUGAAUAGUAAUUGAUAUAGCCUAAUUUACAAACUUACAUCAAUAUCGUGGUUAAUAGUUCAGUGUCCUUUUCAAAAUCAUAGGUUAGUAUUAUGUAAAAACUAUGUUGGAAGUUACGUGCAACGACAGACUGGGAAAGAAGGUCAGAGUGAAAUGCAACCCUGACGACACAAUUGGUGAUCUGAAGAAGCUGAUAGCUGCACAAACUGGAACAAGAUGGGAAAAGAUUGUCUUAAAAAAGUGGUAUACCAUCUUUAAAGACCACAUCAAACUCCAAGAUUAUGAAAUACAUGAUGGCAUGAACCUAGAAUUGUAUUACCAAUAGAAACAAUUCUUUUGCAACUCCCGGAAGAUGAAAUGGUCCCUAGCUGUGGAUAUUUUACUCUAAUUGUAAUUUUUUAUGUUAUUAAAUAAUUAAUUGUGGAUUUGUA